AGCACCGCCGACGUUGGGAUUGGUUCUCCCGCUGGGUCCACCGCGCUCGCCAUAUCCGGCUCCUCCUCCGAUCGAUUCCGAUGAAAAAAAAAGAUCCGAACUUAGAAGCAAAAAAAUAAAAUUUUAAUUCGGAGAAAUCCAAUUGAAAAUCAAGGCUCGGAAAUGGUUAAAAGUCCACACGCACAAGGCGACUUUGUAGUGGGAGAUUGAAAGGGCAGUUUAGUCUUUCCAUCCUAAACCCUUUGGGCCUUGUCCUUGAAGACACUGCGGGUGCGGGUUUUCACUCUCCAACUACAGAGUUCAAACUCCAUUUCGGCUUUGCACCUCUCACUUCUCAGGCGAUUGCAGCUUACAAAAGUUGAACAGAAUGGGUGAAAAGAAGAAGAAGGCUACCUUGUUCAUCCGACUUAUCUCAGCAGCUGGGACUGGAUUUUUCUAUGUCAAGAAGAAGCCGAGUAGGGUGCAAGAGAAGCUUGAGUUUCGGAAAUUUGACCCUCGGGUAAAUCGUCAUGUUCUAUUUACUGAGGCAAAGAUGAAAUGAGCAAGUUUCCACUGCACUGUGGAUGUUUCCUUUAUUGUCCACCUUCGUUUUUAAUCCUUGUAGGCACUCUGUUUAAAGGUAGACCUAACUCUUAAGAACUUGGGUUAAUUAUUGGUGUUUUCUGUUGUAUCUUGAUGAAACUUCACACACUCUCUGUAGCUGAAGUAUAAUAAACUCAAAUUUCGAUUGCUAA
Messenger RNA from Pyrus x bretschneideri (Chinese white pear), 734 nucleotides. RefSeq names its product 50S ribosomal protein L33-like. Gene Ontology annotation, biological process: translation. Gene Ontology annotation, molecular function: structural constituent of ribosome. Gene Ontology annotation, cellular component: large ribosomal subunit; ribosome. Lineage: Eukaryota; Viridiplantae; Streptophyta; Magnoliopsida; Rosales; Rosaceae. The record is from RefSeq and is a predicted model, not a curated record. The transcript is spliced from 2 exons. The coding region runs from base 368 to 541 and encodes 57 amino acids.